ACUCGACAAUUUGGUUUAUAAAGGCUCAUAAAACUAACCAUGGUAAUACAAUAAACCUCGACGAAAGUCCAAAAAGUCUUUAAGAAAAUGGGCCAUGAGCGAAAAGCCUUGUCGAACUAUCACUAGGCUCAAAACUAACCUUGGCAAUACCCUACACCUUUACGAAACCCUAAUCUAAUGUGGGUGGGUGUUUAAGCCCUAAAAUGUUCUGAGAAUAUGGGCCAUGAGCGAAGCCUUGUCAGACUAUCACUAGGCUCAAAACUAACCAUGGAAAUACCCACUGCAAGCCUCUACGAAAGCCUUAUCAAUGUGAGUGUGUGUGAGUGUAACCAAGCCCUGAAAUGUUUGAGAAUAUCAGAAAUGGAGUUGAAAUUAUUGCGUGUGAGGUACAAAGCCUUUUCAAGCUAGCAUUAGGCUCACAAAACUAACCAUGAUAGAACCCAAAACUACGUAAGCCUUAAAUAUGGGUGUGUGAGCCCUGGAAAUGUUAGUGAUGAAAAUGGAGUUUGAUAAUUGUGUGCGGGGUACGAAAAGCCUUAUCAAAACUAGUACUAAGGCUCAUAAAACUAACCACCAUGGAACUACGGAAGCCUAAUCAUAUAUGUAUGGGUGUGUGUAUGCCCCUUAGUGUUGGAUGAUGAUGGAAAUGGAGUUUGAUAAUUGUGUGCGGGGUACGAAAAGCCUUAUCAAAACUAGUACUAAGGCUCAUAAAACUAACCACCAUGGAACUACGGAAGCCUAAUCAUAUAUGUAUGGGUGUGUGUAUGCCCCUUAGUGUUGGAUGAUGAUGGAAAAAGGAGUUCGAUAAUUUUGUGUGCAGUACGAUAACGGCGUCGAGGAAGAGGAUGUAAACAAACCCACGGUCAUUUCAUCGUCAGGAGUCAGAGAGGGAGGAGGUCAGGUCUUUGCUCCGUUUUCCCCUGACCACGUGACCUGAAGAGCCGUAUUUCUUGACCCAGCCAAGGAAGGAAGGAAGGCUUGCACACCGACCCAUGGCUUGCAGCAGAGGGCGCAGAGUUGUUCAGAUGCAAAUUCCUGGCAGAGCGUCGAGGGGGCGUGAAGGGAGCAGCGGAUAGGAGCCAAGAGAGGUCGUCGGCGGCGGAAGGAACAGCAGACCAAGGCGGGAGCGAAGGUCAUCGUUGGUAGUAUGGAUGAGCCUGAGACCGCACUUGUGGCCACCUCGCACGUUGCAGAUCGACUCCUUUUUGGCAGAGGAGGAAGCUAACAGUUUAACAAAAAAGGUCUCGAACACAGGGGCCAUGAACUACCCGUCCACCACGCAGGCACUCUUCGCGCUUAUCGUCAUGAUCAUUGUGCUGCUCUUCAUCCUGGUCUACUGCUGCUGGGGCACCUUCGCGUGUGCCCGCCAAGACGAGGCCGCGGCGCCCACCCCCGAGGACGCGGCGGGACCCAACGGGCAGAACGGUGUUAGACACAUUCUGCGGGGACCGCACACCGUCAUCGUGCCCAUCAACAACAUGAUCUAUGUGGGCGACCCGGAGACGCACCAGAUAUAUCAAAUUCCGCUGGACCGCGACAAGCCCCCAGCCUACACUGAGGUCUUCCGCGCCGGUCCCCCGCCCCCCUACAGACCCGAGGCAGAGGUCACCAGCAGCAGCACCACCACCACGACCACCACACCCAGGCAAAACGACAACAGAACUAUGCUUCCAGAGAACCCUCCACCCUACGACGACUGUCUCUCAACCGCAGCGGAGGAGGGUGAGGGGCAGCAAGGGAGUUCACAGGCGGCAUCCAGUUCUCCACAGCUGCAGGAGGUGGCAUCAGGGUCUCAAGCUCCUCUGGCCACUCUGUUGUCAUCUGCCAUUGCGUCCCAUCGGCCCCCGCCACCCGCGCCUGACCCAGAGACACAGAACUCGUCUCCCCCAAAAGCAGACGUGGUUUUGACGGUCAGCAAUUUGUCUGAGGCCACACAGGCAUCCUCACAGGUGUCCGCAGAGGCAGGGCCCAGCAACGCGCCGCCCACCACCUUUCAUAUGUGAGCUGGGAAGAGCCGCCGCCACUUGACUGCCUCGAGGUUAGACUUUGCUGCGCCGCCACUGUGACCGUGAACCUUGUGGUGAGUCGUCACGCACAUGGGCGUACUCAAAGCUUGGCAAGAGCAGAAAGAUCAAGAGAUCAAGAAAUGUGCACCGAGGUGCGUGUAACCCAGGUGAGAGUCUUGGUGUAUCCUAGUGAUGGUCAGUGAUGUGAAGCCUUAUUAAUAGGUGUAGAGACAUAUGUGUGAAGGAUACCUCAGAAGCUUGAUCUGUGAAGCCUCAGUCAACCUGCCGACACACAGAACGAUCAAAGUUCCUAUUACUUUGACUCAAACACUCCCGGAGGGUUACGUCAUGCCUAAUCCAGAUCGACUAUAGUAUUUCCACGAGAAACAGGCGGAUCGGGUAGUGGCGGGUGCGACCCCGCUCCGCACCCGCAUCUUGCCACACACUUUCAACACCUCUCGCUUCCUCUCAUAUGUCAGCUAUUUACUACCUUUAAAUGAAUUUGAUUAAAUAAUUGGAUAAUCCAAUAAGGUCAUAUAGUGUUAAGAUUGAUUCGUUUUUAGGAUAAUAAUAAAGCUUUUGUAUAAAUACCAUGACAUUUAACAACGUUGGAAUACAACGGUGUCAAGUGUCGUGGUAUUUAUACAAAAUCUUUGUUAUUAUCCUAAAAACGAAUCAAUCUUAACACUAUAUGACCUUAUUGGAUUAUCCAGUUAUUUAAUCAAAUUCAUUUAAAGGUAGUAAAUAGCUGACAUAUGAGAGGAAGCGAGAGGUGUAGAAAGUGUGUGGCAAGAUUCGGGUGCGGGGCGGGGCCGCACCCGCCAGUUUCUCGUGGAAAUACUAUAACGCAAUAUGCAUUGUGUUCCUUGGAUUUUAGCUUUGGUUUGUGUUGACCCGGAGAUAAUGGGUCGGGAUCUCAGGCUGCCGCUUGUGAUGGCCAAUCUAACUCUGCUCACAUACCAUAAGUUAGCUUAAGCCAGUAGUAAUAGCACUUACUGUUUAGGGGGACUUGAGAACAUGUAUCACUGGGUUUAUUUGAAUAUUCAUGGAUAUCUAGACUUAUAAGUUGUUGAGGUUUUAUGUGAGGAGGAAUUGUGUCAUAUAUACUGUGAUGACAGAUUUAAUCUUGUGCUUCAUGGUUUUAGUCAACAGAAGCAUGUUAUACUAAGUCAAAACUUUCUGAUCUUUGUAACAAACAGUAAUGAGAUAAAUAGUUAUAAGUA
This is a messenger RNA of Eriocheir sinensis (Chinese mitten crab), 3229 nucleotides long. RefSeq lists its product as uncharacterized. NCBI's taxonomy places the organism in Eukaryota, Metazoa, Arthropoda, Malacostraca, Decapoda, Varunidae. Bases 1152 to 2003 code for a protein of 283 amino acids. The record is from RefSeq and is a predicted model, not a curated record. The transcript is spliced from 5 exons.